Molecule: messenger RNA, 945 nt
Organism: Cyclocybe aegerita
Lineage: Eukaryota; Fungi; Basidiomycota; Agaricomycetes; Agaricales; Hemipholiotaceae
Source: the annotation of a GenBank genome assembly
AUGUCGACGCCUCAAGACACCGCGAUUAAGAUCACCACCAGGCUCGACCUAAAAGGCGCCCUUGCCCUCCUCCGGUCCCCCCACUACGCCUUCGUCACUAGCCUCACUCUGUCCAACCUGCGCUGGGACGCUUUCUCGCCCUUCAACUCGCGGGGCCCAGUCCCGGAGCACUGGACACCCUGCGCCCGCCCGCUGGAGGUCACGAACAUCCCCACAAAGGACCUCAUCCAGCUGAAAAAUCUCAACCACCUCAUCCUCGUGGGCGACGACCCGUUCAUACUCCUGCCAUUCAUCCAGCAGCCACCCUUUCUGGUCAGUCUCACUAUAAUACGGACGGACCAGGGGCAGAGGUGGUGGACGGAUGAUUAUGAGAUUUUAAAGAAGUGGUUGGGGCAGUAUAGCACGAACGAAUACGGCCCGCCGCCGAGGGGCACACCGCUUAGGGCGGGCGAGUCCCUCGCCCGCUUGCGAGUGUGUGAUGUUCUCCUCAUGAACCCGGGGAACGUUCGCGGUUUCCUCAGCGAAGAUUGCAUCGGGUGCAUCCCCAACGUUGAGCUUACCUUUCCCCUCCGCAAGCCGAAGCCAGGGGCGCAAUGGACCCCAGAGGAAGAGUACGUGCGCGCGUUCCAAGAAGUUCUGACGAAGAGGCCGAACGCCACCCGGUAUGCGUUCACGAGCACGAACUGGAGGGUGUACUUGAACCAUUACUACGAGAUGGACAGGUACGGUGGUCGCCCUGUGGGGGAAAUGUUCAAGGGCCUGCAUAUCGGCUGGCAUCGCAGAUGGGACGAGGGAAGGAGGCUAUGGGUGACAGACGAGGCGCUUGAUAAAUACGUGCGGUUGGAGUACAGGAAUGGGAUGGUGUUGGUCAAGAGAGAUGGACCUGGCGGCGGCGAGAUGGUGAUUGUUAGUGACUCGGCGACUCUCAGGCCAAUUAAAGUGUGA